Hibiscus syriacus is the source of this 1538-nucleotide messenger RNA. RefSeq names its product probable nucleoredoxin 2. The transcript has 3 exons. The record is from RefSeq and is a predicted model, not a curated record. Bases 131 to 1390 code for a protein of 419 amino acids. NCBI's taxonomy places the organism in Eukaryota, Viridiplantae, Streptophyta, Magnoliopsida, Malvales, Malvaceae.
UUUGUGUGUUUGGAGUGAACCGUAAGUUUGGGGAUUUCAAUUGUUUGUUGAUGAUAAAGAAUAUGAUUCCAUGCAAUAUAAACAAUAGAAGUGGGAAGAGAGAGGAACAGUACUGAAUUAGGUAUAGGAGAUGGAUUUGUACGACAGCACCGGGAAUCUUGUUGAAGCUCUGACAAAUGGCGAUUCUCAGAUGAUUGCAUCGUCUAAGUGUCCUUCUCUUUUGGGUUCUAAAGACCGUGAUUAUCUCCUUUCCUCAACUGCUGAAGCCGAUCAGCAGGUAAAGAUUUCGGAUCUUGAAGGCAAGGUGAUUGGGCUUUACUUCUCGGCUAACUGGUAUCCACCAUGUAGAAACUUCAACAGCCUGUUGGUAGGCGUGUACGAGAAGCUGAAGAGCAAUGGGUGUAAUUUCGAGGUUGUUUUCGUGUCAUCCGACGAAGAUCUGGGUGCCUUCAACGGUUACCGGGAAAGCAUGCCUUGGCUUUCGAUUCCAUAUUCUGAUUUAGAGACAAAGAAAACGUUGAAUCGACAAUUCGACGUCGAAGGCAUUCCUUGCUUGAUUAUUUUGCAGCCCGAUGGUUCGAUUUUGCAUGAUGGUGUAGAAAUAAUUUACAAGUAUGGCGUUGAAGCCUUCCCAUUUACUAAAGAGAAGUUAGAGGAGUUGCAAAGGGAAGAGAGGAUGAAGCAUGAGAGUCAGACCUUGACUAAUUUAUUAACCAACUCUGGAAGAGACUAUCUUUUGGAUCCAACCUUAACCAGAAAGGUGCCAAUUGAUUCCUUGAUAGGUAAGACAGUGGGGCUGUAUUUCUCGGCGCAAUGGUGCAUUCCAUGUGCCAAGUUUACUCCCAGGCUGAUAUCCAUCUACCACAAAAUCAAGCAAAGCUUGGAAGAGAAAGGACGCGGCGACGAUUUUGAGAUCGUUUUCGUGUCGUGCGAUCGAGAUCAAAGCUCCUUCGUCUCGUACUAUGCUACCAUGCCAUGGCUAGCGUUGCCUUUUGGAGAACCGACGAUAAGAAACCUUGCGAAAUAUUUCGACGUGCAAGGCAUCCCGUGCUUGAUAAUCAUAGGGCCCGACGGCAAAACCGUGACCAAGCAAGGCAGGAACCUUAUAAAUCUGUACCAGGAAAAUGCAUAUCCUUUCACGGAUGCGAAACUGGAGUUGCUUGUGAAAGAAAUGGAGGAGGCAGCCAAGAGAUUACCGAGAACCGAUUAUCAUGCGGGUCAUCGUCAUGAGCUUACUUUGGUAUCCGAAGGCAAUGGAGGAGGCCCGUUUAUAUGCUGCGAUUGUGACGAGCAAGGUUCUGGUUGGGCUUACCAGUGUUUGGGGUGUGGCUACGAGGUGCACCCAAGGUGCAUGAGAGCCGUGGACCCUGGAUCGGUUGAACAAAGAUGAGCUUUGAGCUGGCGUUUAUAAAUGCCAAAAUUAUUACUGAUUUAGCUUUGAUAUAUGUUAUUAUAGCUAAUGAGCUAAUGCCAUGAAAAUUAUAUUGUAUAACAUCGUGUACUUUUAUAAUUAAUUAAUAAUUAUAGGGUUAAAUGUA